Messenger RNA from Brassica oleracea var. oleracea, 1681 nucleotides. RefSeq names its product endoglucanase 9. Gene Ontology annotation, biological process: carbohydrate metabolic process. Bases 31 to 1485 code for a protein of 484 amino acids. The transcript has 5 exons. NCBI's taxonomy places the organism in Eukaryota, Viridiplantae, Streptophyta, Magnoliopsida, Brassicales, Brassicaceae. The record is from RefSeq and is a predicted model, not a curated record. Gene Ontology annotation, molecular function: hydrolase activity, hydrolyzing O-glycosyl compounds.
UAAAGUAAUCAACUUCUCCGUCUCUGGACAAUGACUUCUCUGUUCUUCUUAGUUCUCCUUUCCUCGCCUCUUCUCACGAGAAAUGUUGAAGCUAAUCCAAAUUACAGAGAAGCUCUCUCCAAGUCAUUGCUCUUCUUCCAAGGUCAGCGAUCUGGUCGUCUCCCUAGAGACCAACAAGUCUCCUGGAGGGCUAGCUCCGGCCUUUCUGAUGGUUCAACCGCUCAUGUGGACUUAACUGGUGGGUAUUACGAUGCGGGAGACAACAUCAAGUUCAAUUUCCCAAUGGCGUUUACCACCACGAUGCUUUCAUGGAGCACGCUUGAGUACGGUAAGCGGAUGGGUCCUGAGCUCAAAAACGCACGUGAGAACAUCCGUUGGGGCACAGAUUAUCUCCUGAAAUGUGCUAGAGCCACUCCGGGGAAGCUCUAUGUCGGGGUAGGAGAUCCUAACGUUGAUCACAAAUGCUGGGAACGGCCUGAGGACAUGGACACGCCUCGUACAGUCUACUCUGUUUCCUCUUCCAACCCUGGCUCUGACGUAGCUGCUGAAACCGCAGCAGCUCUGGCUGCUGCUUCUAUGGUUUUCAGGAAAGCUGAUCCUAAGUAUUCCCGUUUGCUGCUGGCAACAGCUAAGAACGUGAUGCAGUUUGCUAUUCAGUACAGAGGCGCUUACAGUGAUUCCCUCUCUUCAUCCGUCUGUCCUUUCUACUGCUCUUACUCUGGUUACAAGGACGAGCUGAUGUGGGGUGCGGCCUGGCUACUGAGAGCAACCAACAACCCGUAUUACGAAAACUUAAUCAAAUCACUAGGAGGUGGAGAUCAGCCUGAUAUCUUCAGCUGGGACAACAAAUACGCUGGCGCCUAUGUUCUUCUCUCACGGAGAGCAUUGCUUAACAAAGACAGCAACUUUGAACAAUACAAACAAUCAGCUGAGAACUUCAUGUGCAAGAUCCUCCCAAACUCUCCCUCCUCCUCUACACAAUACACUCAAGGGGGACUAAUGUACAAGCUACCACAGAGCAACCUCCAAUACGUAACGGCCAUCACAUUCCUCCUCACAACCUACGCCAAAUACAUGAAAUCAACAAAACACACAUUCACCUGCGGAAACUCCGUCAUCGUCCCCGACGCGUUGAUCAGCAUAUCGAAGCAACAGGUCGAUUACAUACUCGGAGAGAAUCCGAUCAAGAUGUCGUACAUGGUUGGAUUCGGACGCAGCUUCCCGAAGAGGAUCCACCACAGAGCGUCGUCUCUCCCUUCGCACGCGCUUCUCUCGAAACCUUUGGGAUGCAACGGCGGAUUCCAAUCGUUCUACAGUCAGAACCCUAACCCUAACGUUCUCACGGGAGCGAUCGUCGGAGGGCCGAAUCAGAGCGACGGGUAUCCGGAUCAGAGGGAUGAUUAUAGUCACUCCGAGCCGGCGACUUACAUCAACGCGGCGUUCGUCGGGCCGUUGGCGUACUUCUCCUCCGGUAGAUCGGCUUGAAAUCGGAUCCGCCACGUCACUUUCUUCCGGUGUGUAGUUCCUUUUGUUUUAUAGUUAGAUCCGUUGGCACAAGCCGAACGUGAAAGUGAAACUCAAUGGGACAAGUAAUUUAAAAUGUAAAACUCUUAAUGGGCUAAGACCCAAAUAUGAAAUAUUAAUGGGCCAGGAAGAAAUUCUACCCCUGGUCUUAUGAUUA